Messenger RNA from Rubroshorea leprosula, 1778 nucleotides. The record is from the annotation of a GenBank genome assembly. NCBI's taxonomy places the organism in Eukaryota, Viridiplantae, Streptophyta, Magnoliopsida, Malvales, Dipterocarpaceae.
AGAAGAAAAAACGUUUCGAUAUAAUUCUCUCAUACUCGAUCAUCAGUUUUCUCUUCUUCUCAAUCCAUCUGCAUCCAUGGCGUUGAAAACUUACGAUCGAAAGCUCUCCUUCGAGAUUCUCAGAAACACCUCUGUUGAAGACGCAGAUGCUGAAUCCCCACUCCACCGAUCCAGCUCCAAUCCACUCCAAAAUCUCAACAACGGCAACCUCUCACCUCAUCAUCGGAAGAAGAAGAAAGAAAAGAAGAAGAAGACCGCGAAAAAGGUGAUUCCCAAAGAUCCGCCGAUGGAGAAUGGGGAGGUGUUGUGUGAGAACAGAUUGAAUUACCGUACGGGGAGUGUGGUGGAGGACAGCGUUUGUCACAAUAUCGUGUGUGGUUUUGGCGAGUUGAGGCAGAGGAAUGUCAAUGGGAGUGAGGAAGAGGAGGCUGCAGUGCCCCUGAGGGCAGAGGAGGAGGUGAUUGCUGUUGAGCCGCAGCCUGUGGCAAAUGAGAGUGUGGUGACUAAGUUGGAGACGGAUGAGUCAUUGGAUUGGAAGCGGCUGAUGACAGAGGAUCCUAACUAUCUCUUUACAGUGGACAAGUCACCACUGCAAUAUUUCAUUGAAGAAAUGUCUAAUGGAAAUGCACUACGGAACACCACAACACUUGGUAGUGAGAAAGAACGUGAGAGAGUAUAUGAUACAAUCUUCCGGUUGCCAUGGAGAUGUGAAGUGCUCAUAGAUGUUGGCUUCUUCGUUUGUUUUGAUUCAUUUCUGUCAUUGUUAACCAUCAUGCCAACAAGAAUUCUGGUUACACUCUGGAGAUUUCUUACUACAAGGCAGUUCAAGAGGCCUUCUGCAGCAGAGCUGUGUGACUUUGGCUGCUUUCUUGUGCUGGCAUCUGGGGUAAUUCUCUUGGAACUUACAGAUAUCAGUUUGAUAUAUCACAUGAUUCGUGGCCAAGGAACAAUCAAACUGUAUGUGGUAUAUAAUGUCCUGGAGAUAUUUGAUAAAUUGUGCCAAAAUUUUGGUGGAGAUGUACUGGAAACUCUAUUUAAUUCUGCGGAAGGACUUGCAAAUUGCUCUGAAGAAAAAUUGACAUUCUGGAUACGGAGAUUUGUUUCUGACCAAGCGUUAGCUGUGGCUUUCUCAAAUAUCCUUAUAAUGUGGCAAUGAUAUCUUUAUGAGUUCUUUGAAUUUUUCUCUUUCCAUUUGGUUCCUUGACUAUUCUUACUUCUUCAUUCAUUCAUUUUAUUAGCUCAGGCAAUUACCCUAUCAACUUGCAUUGUUGCUCAUAAUAAUGCCUUGUUUGCUUUGUUGGUAUCCAAUAACUUUGCUGAGAUAAAAAGCAAUGUCUUUAAGCGUUUUAGCAAGGAUAAUAUUCAUAGUCUGGUAUACUCUGAUUCAGUAGAGAGAUUCCACAUUUCAGCAUUUCUCCUGUUCGUUUUAGCUCAGAAUAUCUUGGAGGCUGAAGGACCUUGGUUUGAAAGUUUCAUUUAUAAUGCACUAGUGGUUUUUCUUUGUGAAAUGUUGAUUGAUAUCAUAAAACAUUCAUUCCUUGCCAAAUUCAACGGAAUAAAGCCCAUUGCAUACUCUGAGUUUCUAGAAGACCUCUGCAAGCAGACUUUAAACAUACAAACAGAGGAUGGCAACAAAAACCUUACUUUUGUUCCUGUAGCACCUGCUUGUGUUGUAAGCUUUCCCAUUUGCACUUUUCCUUUUGCGUAAACAUGAUAUUUUAUUCUUAAGAACCGGGCCCUUUUUUCAUUUCAUGUUGGAAUAGAAAAUAAUCCUUUAU